GCUGGAGAGGGAGCCCAAAGCUACGCUCGCCGACCAUGAGGCUUUAGGACCAGUGUUCGCUCCGAAGCCCAGGCAAUCCUGCAGUCCCCAGUCGUGCGGUGCAGGAGUAGGAGCCAGUCCUGCGCUGCGCUUCCAGCUGCGUCUGCCAGAGCGCGGCACGUGCCCCAGGCGCUGGCGCGAGAGAGCUAGCGCCACCACCGCCGGCCCGCAGCCGUUCUGCUGGCUGCCACUACCGCUUCCAUCGCAGCCACUAGCGCUCCAGCAGCAGCCAAGGCCUCUCUGACAGCACUGGGAGCUCUCAACCAGCAGCUGGCCGGGGGAGCAAGACUCAGGGCGCGCACCUGGUUUUUGAAUAUCAUGUUAAUAUGGAUACAUCUAAGUAAAUGCUACUUGGGCACCUGGUCAUCCUUUAGAGAAUACGUCUAAAUUGUUGGCUAAUUUUUUGAUGUGCCACUCAACACAGGACAUCAUUUGAUAGUACCUACUGGAAAUCUGCAUUUCCCCCACCAUGAUGUCUUUAUCAGCUUGAACUCCUUUCCUAAAAUGGUCCUUCUGUUGAUCCUGUCAGUCCUACUUUUGAAAGAAGAUGUCCGUGGGAGUGCACAGUCUAAUGAGAGGAGAGUGGUGGCUCAUAUGCCCGGUGACAUCAUUAUUGGAGCUCUCUUCUCUGUCCACCACCAGCCAACGGUGGACAAAGUUCAUGAGAGGAAGUGUGGGGCGGUCCGUGAGCAGUAUGGCAUUCAGAGAGUGGAGGCCAUGCUGCACACCUUGGAAAGGAUCAAUUCAGACCCCACACUCUUGCCCAACAUCACACUUGGCUGUGAGAUAAGGGAUUCCUGCUGGCAUUCGGCUGUGGCCCUAGAACAAAGCAUUGAAUUUAUAAGAGAUUCCCUCAUUUCUUCAGAAGAGGAAGAGGGCUUGGUUCGCUGUGUGGAUGGAUCUUCUUCUUCCUUUCGCUCCAAGAAGCCCAUAGUAGGAGUCAUUGGGCCAGGCUCCAGUUCUGUGGCCAUUCAAGUCCAGAACUUGCUUCAGCUUUUCAACAUACCUCAGAUUGCUUACUCUGCAACCAGCAUGGAUCUGAGUGACAAGACUCUGUUCAAGUACUUCAUGAGGGUUGUGCCUUCAGAUGCCCAGCAGGCACGAGCCAUGGUGGACAUAGUGAAGAGAUACAACUGGACCUAUGUUUCAGCUGUGCACACAGAAGGCAACUAUGGAGAAAGUGGGAUGGAGGCUUUCAAAGAUAUGUCAGCCAAGGAAGGGAUUUGCAUCGCUCACUCUUACAAAAUCUACAGCAAUGCUGGCGAGCAGAGCUUCGACAAACUGCUGAAAAAGCUUCGAAGUCACUUGCCCAAAGCCCGAGUGGUGGCCUGCUUCUGUGAAGGCAUGACAGUGCGAGGUCUGUUGAUGGCCAUGAGACGCCUGGGGCUAGCUGGGGAGUUUCUGCUGCUGGGCAGUGAUGGCUGGGCUGACAGGUACGAUGUGACAGAUGGGUAUCAGAGAGAAGCUGUUGGUGGAAUCACAAUCAAGCUCCAAUCUCCUGAUGUCAAGUGGUUUGAUGAUUAUUAUCUGAAACUCCGGCCAGAAACAAACCUCCGAAAUCCUUGGUUUCAAGAAUUUUGGCAGCAUCGUUUUCAGUGCCGGCUAGAAGGGUUUGCUCAGGAGAACAGCAAGUACAACAAGACUUGCAAUAGUUCUCUGACUCUGAGAACACAUCAUGUUCAAGAUUCCAAAAUGGGAUUUGUCAUCAAUGCAAUCUACUCCAUGGCCUAUGGGCUCCACAACAUGCAGAUGUCCCUUUGUCCAGGCUAUGCAGGACUCUGUGAUGCAAUGAAACCAAUUGACGGACGGAAACUUUUGGACUCCCUUAUGAAAACCAAUUUUACUGGAGUUUCUGGAGAUAUGAUCCUGUUCGAUGAAAAUGGAGACUCUCCAGGAAGGUAUGAAAUAAUGAAUUUCAAGGAAAUGGGAAAAGAUUAUUUUGAUUACAUCAAUGUUGGAAGUUGGGACAAUGGGGAAUUAAAAAUGGAUGAUGAUGAAGUGUGGUCCAAGAAAAAUCACAUCAUCAGAUCUGUGUGCAGUGAGCCCUGUGAGAAAGGCCAGAUAAAGGUGAUCCGAAAGGGGGAAGUCAGCUGCUGUUGGACUUGCACACCCUGUAAAGAGAAUGAGUAUGUCUUUGAUGAGUACACCUGCAAGGCUUGCCAGCUGGGGUCCUGGCCCACUGACGACUUGACAGGUUGUGAUUUGAUUCCAGUACAGUACCUUCGCUGGGGUGACCCUGAGCCAAUUGCAGCUGUGGUGUUCGCCUGCCUCGGACUGCUAGCCACCCUGUUUGUCACUGUCAUCUUCAUCAUUUAUCGUGACACUCCAGUGGUCAAGUCCUCCAGCAGGGAACUCUGCUACAUUAUUCUUGCUGGCAUCUGCCUGGGCUACUUAUGUACCUUCUGCCUCAUUGCGAAGCCCAAGCAGAUUUACUGUUAUCUCCAGAGAAUUGGCAUUGGUCUCUCACCAGCCAUGAGCUACUCAGCCCUUGUAACCAAGACCAACCGUAUUGCAAGGAUCCUAGCUGGCAGCAAGAAGAAGAUCUGUACCAAAAAGCCCAGAUUUAUGAGUGCCUGUGCCCAGUUAGUGAUUGCCUUCAUCCUCAUCUGCAUCCAGUUGGGCAUUAUUGUUGCCCUGUUUAUCAUGGAGCCUCCAGAUAUAAUGCAUGACUACCCAAGCAUUCGAGAAGUCUACUUGAUUUGUAACACCACCAACCUAGGAGUCGUCACUCCUCUUGGGUACAAUGGAUUACUGAUUUUGAGUUGCACCUUCUAUGCGUUCAAGACCAGAAAUGUUCCAGCCAACUUUAAUGAGGCCAAGUAUAUCGCCUUCACCAUGUAUACCACCUGCAUCAUAUGGUUGGCUUUUGUGCCAAUCUACUUCGGCAGCAACUACAAAAUCAUCACCAUGUGUUUCUCAGUCAGCCUCAGUGCUACAGUGGCCCUGGGCUGCAUGUUUGUGCCAAAGGUGUACAUCAUCCUGGCCAAACCAGAGAGAAAUGUGCGCAGCGCUUUCACCACCUCUACAGUGGUGCGCAUGCAUGUAGGGGAUGGCAAAUCAUCCUCCGCGGCCAGCAGAUCCAGCAGCCUUGUCAACCUAUGGAAGAGGAGGGGCUCCUCUGGGGAAACCCUAAGGUACAAAGACAGGAGGCUGGCCCAGCACAAGUCGGAAAUAGAGUGUUUCACCCCCAAAGGGAGUAUGGGGAAUGGUGGGAGAGCAACAAUGAGCAGCUCCAACGGAAAAUCCGUCACGUGGGCCCAGAACGAGAAAAGCAGCCGGGGACAGCACCUGUGGCAGCGGUUGUCGGUCCAUAUCAACAAGAAAGAGAACCCCAACCAGACAGCGGUCAUCAAGCCCUUCCCCAAGAGCACCGAGAGCCGCGGGCCGGGAGCGGGCGGCGCGGGAUGCGCAGUGGCAGGUGGCCCGGAGCCCCCCGACGCGGGUCCCAAGGCGCUGUUCGAGGUGGCGGAGUCGGAGGAGCGCUUCCCCGCCGCCGCCGGGCCGCGCUCGCCGUCGCCCAUCAGCACGCUGAGCCAGCGCGCGGGCUCGGCCAGCCGCACCGACGACGACGUGCCGUCGCUGCACUCGGAGCCCGCGGCGCGCAGCAGCUCGUCCCAGGGCUCUCUAAUGGAGCAGAUCAGCAGCGUGGUGACACGCUUCACCGCCAACAUCAGCGAGCUCAACUCCAUGAUGCUGUCCACCGCGGCGGCGCCGGGCCCCGGGGGCGGCGCCCCUCUCUGCUCCUCCUACCUGAUCCCCAAAGAGAUCCAGCUGCCCACCACCAUGACUACGUUCGCCGAGAUCCAGCCCCUGCCGGCCAUCGAGGUGACGGGUGGCGCGCAGCCCGCGGCCGGGGCUCCAUCCCCGGGAACCGCUGCCCAGGAGCCGCCAGCGGCCGGAGCUGAGGCUGCGCCCGGCAAGCCGGACCUGGAGGAGCUGGUGGCUCUCACGCCGCCGUCGCCCUUCAGGGACUCGGUGGACUCCGGGAGCACCACGCCCAACUCGCCGGUCUCCGAGUCAGCCCUCUGCAUCCCGUCAUCUCCCAAAUAUGACACUCUCAUCAUAAGAGAUUACACGCAGAGCUCGUCGUCAUUGUGAACCACUGGAAACCUCGCUGGGAUCUGCUCUGCGUGCGCAGCAGGAGGCCUCCGGCGUUCACGCAGGGGCGCGGCGACACCCAUAGUCACCCGGUUGGGACUUGAGGUGGACGAUGUCAAGUGCACCCACACUGGACACACAAGACCAAGAGUGCUAUUUCACAAUAACCGACGACGACGACGACUACAAAUCUUGUGGCAGAUUAUCUUCUAGUGGCCUUAGAAAACAUGGGCUUUUAAGAAGCGCUGCUUCUAUAUUCCGAAUGCUGACCAGAAGUGGGUUCCAGCAGUUACAACUCCAAGUGCUUUGCUCUAAGGCAGCAGUGAACAUGAAGAGGCAUCCGGGACGGCGAGCAGUGGAGUUAAUGAGCAACUGUAAACAUCUUUGUUUGUUUACUUCAUUUUCCCAGAAGAGUCUUUGAUUUGCCAAACAUGAAUGUACAUUUUCUAACAAACUCAAAAAUCUGGGACCAAAAAAAAAAAAAGUGAACCGUUCUCUUUUUUCCUUCCUGCCUCCCCUCAUUUAAAGACCUUGAAAAAGCUAGCAGUAACUCAGGCCCAGUACUUACUUAGGCUUGUUGUGAGUCUCCUGAAUUACACGCAAACGGGUAGUGAGUUCCGUGCUGAUGUACCUAGAGCGACUAGCCAAGACUUUCCAAUAACGUUGUGAGAUACUCUUCCAAAAAGCCUGCGUUUGGAUUCCACCUAGUUAUUUCAGAUUCACCUCCAUUAACCAAGAAAACCAAUGGAAGAUUUCUGGACUAUUUCACCAUGUUGCCAAUCAAUACUGGAGUAGCAAAAAAAUAUUUUCUGGAACACUGUUUUGUAAUUCCCUCACUGGGGUGCAUUGUGUAGCUGGAAAUUCUCUUUGUAAUAAUAAUUCUUGAGCUCUGGCCUGGCUCUCUCUUUCACGAUACACAGGCACUCCUUCUUAUGAAUGCUGUUCCGUUAGUGUUGCCAGCUGAAAUAUUAAGAUACGCAUUUGAGCUUCCUCAUCCCUUUCUUUUGUGAAUCUGAUUUACAAAGAGCUCCUCUGUUGUUGGGUUUUCCCCAAGUCCCACCCCUGGGAGAGUGGUCCAGAAGAUGUCACAGUUGGAGGGACUGCUGUUGAAAACAAAAACAUAAACCACAAUCACAGUACCCGGGAAAGUCAGCAUAGCAAAGAUUUUGCUAUGCCCAUGAGCAGUGAUUUUAACUUUUCUUGGCUGCUUAAAUGGGGCAGCUAUGAACUAUGACAAAUGCAGAUUUUUUUCAAAGCAAUACAGAAUACUAAAACAGAGGAACCUUAAUGAAUAUCAACCACAGUCUUUCUUAGCCAUUCCAAAAAAGGCAAAGCAAAUACUAAUACUUUACUUUUUAAGGUAAUUAUUAAACAUGGUUUUGUGCACUUCAUACUGUCACUUUUUAAAUACUGCAGAACAGAGUUUUAGAGUUAUAAAAUCCUAUGUGCUUUGAUAGGCUCAUACAGUAGAAACCAUAGCUCAAGACCUGAAUCUACUGUCAUCUUUCUAUUUGUCCCAUUGCAGCUAUCCUCAGGUACCAAAUGUUCUUGAUUUUUAAAUAAAGAUAGUAAUAAAAGGAGGAGGUGUCCAAUAAAUUUAAAGUUCAGUUGACCCAGCCUUAUACUAAAGAUAGCCUUAUGAGAAAGAUUUGCCGCAAGAAAGAAGAAUAUUUUUGACAGAGAAAAAUUCAAAUAGAACUUUAAAAUUUUUAUUUCAAUAUCUUUCUGGGUUUUUUUGGGGGGGGAUUGUUUAGUUUUAUUUUUUAGUUUUGCAUUUGCUUUAAAAAGAACUUGAAAACUAUAAGUCUAUCCAUUGACAUAAUUUGUUAUUCUCCAAUUUUUAAAGAUGUAAUAACUGUGACCUUUUUCUGACAUCUGUUCUUGUUUGAAAUUUUAAAGCUAAUCUUCCAAUAUAAAACAUUAAAAGAUAACAAUAAUUUGCUAAAAUAUUAGUACAAUUAAUCAAUCUUCUUAGGAUUUGAAAAAAACAUUAUCAAAGCACCCUGCUCCAAAAUACUAAUGAGAUUUUUGAAACAGAAAAGAAAUCUAACUAAUUUCCACCACUUCACUGAAAGUAAAAGCCUGCCUCUACCUGAAAACCAAAUGUAAAUAUUUUGAAAUGUUCAUAACCCUGGAUCUGCAUCAAAAAGACGGCAUUCACCUGAGGGUUGCUGUCUUGAUUUCUUAGGUGUUAACAUCUUUCUGAAUAUGCUCUGCUCUUUAACUUUUAAAUUUUGUUUAAUUGAAUUCUUACCUUGGUUUCUGCUUUAUUUUCAUGUGCACCAAGUUGCACUCCUUUGACAAACAGAACAUUUUAAAAAGUUUCUUCAAAACCAAAUUAUUUUCCUAUUAUUUGCAUGUCAUUUUUUAAGUA
Molecule: messenger RNA, 6511 nt
Organism: Nannospalax galili (Upper Galilee mountains blind mole rat)
Lineage: Eukaryota; Metazoa; Chordata; Mammalia; Rodentia; Spalacidae
Gene: Grm5
Product: glutamate metabotropic receptor 5
Exons: 10
Coding region: 544-4137 (1197 amino acids)
Biological process (GO): G protein-coupled glutamate receptor signaling pathway; regulation of synaptic transmission, glutamatergic; trans-synaptic signaling by endocannabinoid, modulating synaptic transmission
Cellular component (GO): postsynaptic density membrane
Molecular function (GO): adenylate cyclase inhibiting G protein-coupled glutamate receptor activity; G protein-coupled receptor activity involved in regulation of postsynaptic membrane potential
Source: RefSeq, a predicted model, not a curated record